UUUCCGAGCGAGCCUUUAUGACCCACCACGAGAACUGUAACGUCCAGUUGUCUCGUGUUUACCUAGCAUUGGACUGCUUUUUUCUAACCGCGGAUUAUUUUCUAGUGUUAAAAAGUUGGUCAGAUACUUGUUCUCUGUCUGCUUCUAAUUCUUUGGAUUUUUGCGCACACCAGUUACAGAAAGUUAUUUGAAACAAAAUAAUGUCUGAACAAAAUUCUGAAACCCAUGCCGCACAUGGACACCAACGGCGUAAUCUCAUGGACCUGACUGAACGAGCUCGAGAUCAUGGGCAUCCUUAUCUACUUCAAGCAAGGCCCAAGGUCGUUCAUCCAAUAAGUCAAGGUGACCUUUCAAGCCCGAGGAUCGUGCGUAAGUCAGAGCAAUCCAACGCUCUGUCAUUUACAGGUCAUUAUGCAGUAGGCCAAUAUUCAAACAGAGCCAGAGCUCGAGCUCAAGGGCAUCCUUACCUGAGUGGGGCUAGGCCCAAGGUCACUCAUCCAAUAAGUCAAGGUGACCUUUCAAGUCCGAGGAUCGUGCGUAAGUCAGAGCAAUCCAACGCUCUGUCAUUUACAGGUCAUCAUGCAGCAGGCCUAUAUUCAAACGUUCAAACAUGUCCCAAGACUUCAGCAUCAAAUCCCUACGAACUUUGUUUUCAAACAUCUUCUCCGUCUUACACGUUGGGUGGAAACGGUUAUCUACCACAGACGUCUGCCUCUCAACCUGAGCCGCUGACCACGCAUCCUGCUAAUCGCAACGACCCUGACAAAGUUGCAUGUUUGUGCACAUGCACAUGUGGAGUGCCCCAGAUGCCGCCAUCAGCACCCCUGAGUGCGCAUCAUGCAUUUGUUUCUCAUUUAUCUGCUAUGCAGUUAGCAUUGAACGAGUCUCAAGCACGACAGGUUAUACCUCAAUCGAUUUGGCGUCUACCACCGGCAUCUUUAUCUCUAGUUCGGACUUCAGUACAUUGGGGAAUGCCUCGUUUAGAAGCAGGGGCGUACCUGUCUCAAGUUCCCCAGGCUCUGUAUGAAUCAGUCCGCACCCCAAGUCCUCUAUUCCCACAUUUUUCUUACGCCGCUCAGCUCUCGCCUUUAGAUCUGUCUCCAUCAGCUUCAAGCUUACACCAAACAGAAGAAGGUAGAAGUUCAUCUCAGUCAUCAAGGAAUUGGCCUCAAUCACCUAACAAUGAUGGCGAUGAUGAAUGGACUCUGUCGGACAUUAACGAGGAUGAUUCAUCAGAGAAGAACUUGAUCAUAGAUACGUCAUAUGAAGAGCCAUCGGAACAGGAAUCCAGACAAAGUGACAUCGCUGAAGAAGAUGAAGAGCCAUCGGAACAGGAAUCCAGACUCAGUGACAUCGCUGAAGAAGAUGAAGAGCCAUCGGAACAGGACUCCAGACUCAGUGACAUCGCUGAAGAGGAUGAAGAGCCAUCGGAACAGGAAUCCAGACUCAGUGACAUCGCUGAAGAGGAUGAAGAGCCAUCGGAACAGGAAUCCAGACUCAGUGACAUCGCUGAAGAAGAUGAAGAGCCAUCGGAACAGGACUCCAGACUCAGUGACAUCGCUGAAGAAGAUGAAGAGCCAUCGGAACAGGACUCCAGACUCAGUGACAUCGCUGAAGAAGAUGAAGAGCCAUCGGAACAGGACUCCAGACUCAGUGACAUCGCUGAAGAGGAUGUCAACUAAAAACAGAUCCUUACAUUGUAAAACGUGAUCUUGGAAACAGCGAGAAGAUUUAUUUGUAAAUUGUAUUAUUCAAAAAUUAAAAACGAAUUAAUUAAAAAAAAAACAUGUCCCUUAGAA
Molecule: messenger RNA, 1799 nt
Organism: Biomphalaria glabrata
Lineage: Eukaryota; Metazoa; Mollusca; Gastropoda; Planorbidae
Exons: 4
Coding region: 201-1682 (493 amino acids)
Source: RefSeq, a predicted model, not a curated record